Molecule: messenger RNA, 1749 nt
Organism: Paramecium tetraurelia
Lineage: Eukaryota; Ciliophora; Oligohymenophorea; Peniculida; Parameciidae
Exons: 1
Biological process (GO): iron-sulfur cluster assembly
Cellular component (GO): cytosolic [4Fe-4S] assembly targeting complex
Molecular function (GO): protein binding
Source: RefSeq, a predicted model, not a curated record
AUGGAUUAAUAAUUUAUUUAAUUUGAGUAGAAUCUAGAUAAAAUUCAAUAUAAUCAAUAAAAUUCAAUCAAAGAUGUAAUUCAAACUUUUUCAUCAGAAAUCUUUUAAUAAAGUAGACUGUCAAAUUAAAACUUGCAAUGUGAAAAUCACAAACUUUAGGUGGCUCUAGUUGAUUUAAAUGAAUAGGCAACAGUUCCAAAUAGAAUUGCAUGUAUAGAUUGCGUUACUGAAUACCCAAUAAAAUAUACGAAGUUGGAACAAUUAAAAUAAUUAUGGUUGAGUUAUGUAGAUCAUACAUUAUAAUAAUAAGAAUAACAACAAAAACAUCUUAAAGAAUAAGCUUAGAAGGCUAUAUCAAAAUUUUCAUCUUAUAGAGAAGUCAUAACUGAUCUAUCGUAGUAAUUAACUGAAGAAAUGCUAUUAAGAGAUGCUUUUUAAUGUAAGGCAACAUAAAGUUUAAUUAAUUUGAAGACAAAAAAUUGGUACUAAUUAAAUAAAUUAGAAAUUAUUGAAAUUUCUAAUAUCUUAAGUUAAAAAAAUAAAUUUGAAUUAAUUAAUGAGGCGAUCAAAAAUGAAUUCGAAAUCUAAUAAGUAUAAUUAAAGAAAAAUUUUUCAAAUUAUUUCAAGUCAUUCUAAGAAAAGCUCAUUGCAGCGUUUUACUAAAUUUAUGGAGAAAUAUCAGGGGAAAAAUAUAUUGCAGAAAACAAUGAAUAAACUAAUAAUUCAAUAGGAGAAAAUUCACUUCAAUUAUAGCCUUAAAAUUUGUAAUCGAUAAAUUAAAAUACUCUUUAGCCACCGUUUAAAUAUGAAAUAAUUAAUUCUGUUACAGAAGAAAGAGUUGAGACAUUUGCUUUUAAUGUAGAUUAUACUCGUGUUGCUGCUGGAUUCUUUAAUUCAAAUAAAAUUAAUAUUUAUGAAUUCAAUUAAGGAUAAAUAGUAAAAAUUGAAGAAUUAAGAGAUCAUGAAGAAUAUAUAAUUUGUUUAAAGUUUUUCAAAAAAUCAAAUUCAUUAGUGUCAGGUAGUUAUGAUAAAACUAUUAUCAUAUGGGAAAUAACGAACAAUAAUUUAUGGGGUCUUAAAUUUAAGCUAAAAGGCCAUGAAUAAGGAAUAUUUUGUUUAGCAAUAAAUAAUAAUGAGAAUUAAAUUAUGUCUAGUAGUGGUGGUAGUGGUAGCGGCGAUUAUUCAAUAAAAGUGUGGGAUAAAGAUAAGGAAUGGUAAUGCAUUUAAACAUUAUCUCAUAAAUUUGAAAUUUCUAGUAUUAGUCUAAGUUAAUCUAAUGAAUACUUGGUUUCAUGCUCAAGAAAAGACAAUUCAAUUUAAAUUUUUAAGUUCUAAGAUAAUUGGAGUUUAUUUUAAAAAUUAGACAUUGAUGAAUGGGGAGUUAAGGUGUGCUUCCUCGAGGAUUUAACUUUUGCAUUUUAACCAUUCAAUAAUAAAAAAAUGUAAAUCUUUUCAAUAAAUGAUUCUAAUGAUUAAUUUAUUAAGAUAUAAGAUGUUCAAGUAGAAGCAGGGAAUGAAUGUUAUUUCCACUUUCCCUUACAGUUUAUAUAAUAAAAGUAAAUGAUAAUUGACAGGAAUGGAAGCAAAGUUAAUUUUAUAAAAAAAUAAGAAAAUGAAUCUUAUGUCACAUAACUUGUUCUUGAUUAUGAAACAAGUAGAAUUUUCGGUACAAUGACUGAUGAUGGAAAAUAUUUGAUGACGUGGGAUAACAAAUCUUCAUAAAUUUAGAUAAGAUAAUAUAAAGAAUGA